GACUGGAAGCAUCUCCACAGUCUGCAGCGGCCACCGGGGAGUCCGGACCAGCGAGGAGAACCCACCCGACCCGACCCGAACCGACCCGUUCCGUUCCAGGACAGGACGGGACAGUAGAGGACAGGACAGUAGAGGACAGAGCCGCUGCGCGCCCGCUUCUGCUAACUUUGGAGACUUUUACGCAUUUUGGAUUUUUGGAACUCGUGGAAGUUUGAGCGUCAGAGAAAGUUGAGGAGCAGAGGAAGAGAAGUCGUGUUUGUGUGAGAGGGAGAAUGAUCCUGAGGAGCGACCAGCUGCCGCUCCAGUGAAAACAUGGAGUCCUGUACAGGAGGUGGAGGAGGAAGGUGGAGGCUCCGUCUGGUCGUCCCAGUCGUCCUGCUGUGGAUGAGUCUACACAGACACGUACUGGGAUGCAGCUCCACCAACUGUUACCUUGUGCUAACGGAGGCCCAGGGGGAAAUCACGUCGCCCUGCUACCCCCAGAAAUACCCCAAUUCACAGACCUGCAAGUGGAUCAUGCAGGCUCCCGCUGGCUUCAUCAUCCAGCUCUCCUUCCUGGACUUUGAUCUGGAGGAGGCGCAGGGCUGCAUCUACGACAAGGUGGUGGUGAACACGGGGAACACUGACGUUAAGUUCUGUGGUCUGACGGCCAACGGGCUCACGCUGAACUCUACGGGGAACGUGAUGGAGCUGUCCUUUACUUCUGACUUCAGCGUGCAGAAGAGAGGGUUCAGUGUUAGCUUCCGACACGUUGCCGUGGCGCUGAGGAACCAGAAGGUCAGAGUGAAGAACGGUAACGGCCAGAUCACCGAGGUCUCCAACUCCGUUUCCAUACCGUCGCUCAGCGAGUUCACUCUGUGCUUUGAGGUGGAGCGCAGCAGCCAGAAACAGACAGAAUGGUUAUUCACCUACUACGACAGCAACAACAGCAACAACGUGGGCCUGCGUUUAGGCUCCGAUUCGACCGGGAUGAAGAUAAUAAUUGACACCGUGCAGUGCUCCGUCAGCUCUGUCAUCAGUUCCAGUGACAUCACUUCCUCCAUGAAGCCUUUCUGCGUCCUCUGGACGUCAUCAAACGGACUAGUGUCCUUUUAUUUCAACGGGAGAUACAGGGCUCAGACCUGCUCCUCCUCUAGUGGGCACUCCGUUCCUGCUGGUGGAGUCUUCCAGUUGGGAGGUGAGGACAGCUUCGUCGGGAACAUGUACAACCUCCGGCUGUGGAAUUACGAAAUGACGCCGGAUCAGCUCGAAACCUUGACCUGUGACAAGGUGGGGAACGUCAUCGACUGGGACAACAGUCACUGGAGCAUCCCGUCCACACUGGCCCAGACCGACACCAGUCUCAGCUGCAUCUGCUACCCUCAUUGCAUUCACUUAACUACUGCUGCGCCAACUAGUGGCGUCUCCCCACCAAGCAACACACCACUCACUACCACCUGUGACCCACCUGGGACGGGCUGCCCAGCUGCUUCCACCUCAUCCACUGACUCCACUAACACCACCCAUGCUAAUACUGCCAGCACCCACGUCCUCCCUUCCAUCACCCCAUCUCCAUCUACCAUCCCUACCACUAGCAUGCCUCUAAACCCAUCCAUCAGUACCACCAUCACCAUCACCAGCAGCAGCAGCAGCAGCACAGCCAGCACCACCUCCUCUGCUAUGCCAACUGACACCCCCACCAUCGCCACCACCACUGCUGCCUCUGCUUCUCCUGCUAACGUUCCUUCAUCCGGCAGCACAGCUCAUGCCCAACAGACAACCAGCAGCUCAUCACCUGCUGCCACUAACCCUGCAGCUACUAACCCCACAGUGCAUGUUCCAGGAACAACUUCCCUGCCACCGUUCAUACCUACUAACCAAGUGUCAGCAGCUAACAUAGCUGUUCCUGCUGCUCCCCCUUGGGAGGGCGUGUUCUACCGGAUUGAUGUGGAGGUGGAGGACGCCGGCUCGACGCUGACCAUGGAGGACGUGGAGGAAGCUGUGGCUCUCUGGCUGAAUCAAACAUUUCAGGACUGGAAUCAUAACGUCUCCGUAGGCAACAUCAGCAUCCGGGCUUUGUCACCAUAUGGAGUCGACCCAACCAGAUACGCCUGCCAGGCCCUGCUGGUUCAUUACUAUGUCACCAACGAGAGCGUUGGAGAGGCGGCGGUGUCGACCCAGCUCUCCACCAAAGAAGGACACCUGAGCGCCGGCCUGAGGGUCCAGUCUGCCUCCGUCAAAGCACAGCUCAUCGAGAACUGUCCUGAGGAGAACCCUCUCCACUACCUCUGGCCCGAGAGCCGACCCUCCACCACCCAGUACCUGCCCUGCUUCCCCAACAAGGACCAGAGCGCCUCCAGGACCUGUUUGAUCAGUAAGCAGAACUAUUCCUCCUACUGGUCGGCUGCAGACUUCAGGAACUGCACGGAUAUCGACACCAUCCACGUGUCAGCAGAGAACGCUGCAGAGGUGGCCGGCCAGCUCGCCGUCAUCACCAACAACGAGCUGUCCAACGAAGAGGUGUCCAAAGUGGUGACAAAAGUGAAGCAGCUGGUGGACGUGGCCAAGAUCAACUCCAGCUUAGCCUCCACCGUGGUCACCAUCAUCUCCAACGUCAUGACCAGUUCUGAGACGGCGCUAGCUGCCAGCUCUGAGAAAGCUCUGAAGACAGUGGACGAGUUGGUCCAGAAGAUCGAGUUUGAGGGUCAGUCCAUCAGCAUCACCUCCAGACAUCUGGCUCUGGGGAUCUCAGCCCUUAACACCACCGUGUUCAACGGGACGUCCUUCAGUGCCUUCAUUUCCCCAAACACCACCGAUCCACAGAUUGAUUUCGAGUCAGAGCGAGUCAACCCUUUAGCUCAGGUCUUGCUGCCGGCCUCCCUGCUGUCUGGGGAUUCUCUGAGCGAGGACGACCGAUUGUCUCUAUCCAGGAUCAACUUCAUGUUCUUCAGCAAAACCAACCUGUUCCAGAGAGAGCAGGAUGGACGCUCUUUAAACAGUUACGUGGUGGCCAGCAGCGUGGGAAACUUGUCCAUCAGCAACCUGAAGGAUCCAGUGAAGAUCGAGAUCGCUCACCUCCCUGGACAGCCGUCUCUGAAUCCAGCUUGCAUGUUCUGGAACUUCACAAUGAACGAUGGUGCAGGAGGGUGGAGCAGCAAAGGCUGCAGAGUCUCAGAAGAAUCCACCAACAACAAAACCAUCUGCCUCUGUGACCACCUCACACACUUUGGCAUCCUCAUGGACAUAUCUGGAGUUUCACCUCACAUAGACCCAAAGAACAACAAGAUCCUGACCUUCAUCACCUACAUUGGCUGCGGCAUCUCUGCCAUCUUCUCUGCUGCCACGCUGCUCACUUACAUCGCCUUCGAAAAGUUGCGGCGCGACUACCCGUCCAAGAUCCUGAUGAACCUCAGCACGUCCCUGCUCUUCCUCAACAUGGUGUUCCUGUUGGACGGUUGGCUGGCCAGUCUGGACACCCACUGGCUCUGCUUGUCCGUGGCCAUCUUGCUGCACUACUUCCUGCUGACUUCCUUCACCUGGAUGGGUCUGGAGUCCAUCCACAUGUACAUCGCUCUGGUCAAAGUCUUCAACACUUACAUACGCAGAUACAUCCUCAAGUUCUGCAUUGUGGGAUGGGGUCUCCCUGCAGUACUGGUGGGGAUUAUUGUUGCAGUGGAUAAGAACUCGUAUGGACUGCAGGAGUAUGGCCAAGCAGAGUCAGCGGAUGGAUCUUCAGAGGUCUGCUGGAUCCAGAACCCGGUUGUCUUCUACACCACCUGCGUGGGUUACUUCUGUCUGGUGUUCCUGCUCAACGUGGCCAUGUUCAUCGUGGUGAUGAUGCAGAUCUGCGGCCGCAAUGGCAAACGCAGCAACCGCACCCUGCGAGAAGAGGUUCUACGAAACCUGCGAAGUGUCAUCAGCCUCACCUUCCUACUCGGCAUGACGUGGGGCUUCGCACUGUUUGCCUGGGGACCCGUCAGCCUGGCCUUCAUGUACCUCUUCACCAUCUUCAACUCACUACAAGGUCUCUUCAUAUUCAUCUUCCACUGCGCCCUGAAGGAAAAUGUGCAGAAGCAGUGGAGGAGAUAUCUUUGCUGUGGCCGAUUCAGGCUGUCAGACAACUCAGAUUGGAGUAAGACGGCCACAAACAACACGAAGAAGGUGAGCUCGGACAACCUGGGAAAGUCUUUGUCCUCCAGCUCCUUCGGCUCCAGCACGGCCAACUGGACCUCCCAGGCCAAAGCUACGCUCAACCCCUUCACCAAACGACACAGUAACACAGAUAAAUGUUACUCCAACCAGACCGGGCCCAAGUGCGUCUCCUCAUCCUCCUCGUCCUCGGAGGUGGAUCCCAACUCCUCUUCCUCCACGUCCUCUAUCCUCCCCGUCAGCCAGAUGAUCGACAAGGUCAAAGGUUACUGCUCCACUCGCACUGACAACUUCUACAAGAACAUCAUCCUGUCCGACAGCUUUGCCCACAGCACCAGGUUCUAGAUGGGAUACGGAUUCCCCUGCCAACUGUGUCUUCUACAAAAUCAUCAUCAUCAUCAUCAUCAUCAUCAUCAUCGUUGUCGUCGUCACAAAGCGCAGCCCUGGUACAGUCGGUACCAGCACCAGUUGUUGUCCUGGAUGUAUUCCUCCAAUAUUCCAAUGCUCAAAGGCCCUGUAUCUGUUAGACUUUGAAAAAAAAAAAAACACCACUGUUUUCAGACAUGGUUGUUUCAGCUGUAAUUUGGCCAAUUCAAAGAAAUUUAAGAUUUAGUCAAUUGCUUUGUCAAACAGACGCUAAUUGGAUCAUUUUCCUCAGUACCAGUGACCCUUUGCAUUGAAUAGAAGUCCUUUACAAAUCAGUGAAAACCUGAGAACACGCUGCAGCAGAAGCCCAGACGAGUUAAAACGCGGCUGUUUCUCUCCGGGAUGAUGAGCUCGAGAUGUUCAGAGACGCUGACGACAUUCUACUGUAUCACAUCAAAUUGCUUAAUGAGACGACCUGGCUGCAACUAAGAGGAAAUGAGAGGGGAAGCAGAGGUGUGGAGGUCAAGAAGAAGAAAGCAGGCUGUCAACGGUUUGGUGUCUUUUUUUUUUUUUUUAAUACUGUGAUGUUUGUUAAAAUUUGUGCAUGUGUGCGCCGAGCCAUAUCCCCUGUAAAUACCAACCUGUCUGUUCUGUGUGCCUUAUUGUGUAGUGUUGCUUCUGUUCAUGCCUACAUGGGGUCCAGGAAGGGUCACUGCGAGUGUGCAUGCAAACACAAAAAAUCUGGAGCUGAGUCUGAAGAAACGAGAGAAGAGGGAAUAGAGCAGUCAGGAAAACACAGGCGAGUGGAUCAGUGUGUCAGGAAGUCAUUUAUCACAUUAACAUCCACGUUUGCUUUUAAGGAAAGCAAAGAGCUUAUUUAGAAUUUAUCUUAGCAGAUUUUGAUAUGUUUUGUAGCUCCACAUUCCGUCUGCACUUUCUCCCACGAAGUGUGGCCGAGGCCGUGCUCCCUGUCAGCCAGAGUUUAGCAAUCAUUCAGGGCGUCGCUCGUGGCGACGGCUUCACCAUCUUCAAGUGUGUGUUUUUCAUUCAGAAACUGAUAAUAGGUUUGUUUUUGUGAUGGCAACAAGAUGUGCUGACGUGAGGAGGCUCUCGAUCAUUGUCUAAAGUGUGAAAGGGUCGUUUCACCCAGUCACAGCAGAAAUGUGACGCCUGACCCGGCCUUUAGCUGCUGGCUGCGCAGAAUUCCCAAAUACCUACAAAAUAAAAGAAACUCCUGAAAAAUACCCUGAUUACUCAAGAUACUCUGCAGACCUCUCAGCGUGGCCUUUCAUAGCGAGCCCUGCAGACUGUCUGCAGCAAUGACAACUUAGCUUCUGGGAGGAUUAUUAUUUCAAUUCCAGCAAGUCUCUUUAAAGUAUAUGUGCAUCACUGCACAGCUUGAUUUAGGUGAACAGACCUUUUUAAUUUAUUACCUCAAGAGCCAUUGAAAGAUUUGAUUUUAUCAUUUGUCUUAUUACAUAUAAACAUACUAAAUCUAAAUUAGUUUGACUGUUCAUGAACCCAAAAUAUCUGGUACCACUUAAAAAAAAAAAAAAAUCACAAAAGACAAGUUCUCUGAGGUGCUUUUCAUUUCUGUUUUACCUCUGCAGCACUUUAACGUCCCUCAGCUCGUUAGUGAAAAGCUUUUCUGGCGGAGCUUCACUGAACCGAUUCAUCCCCCAUCUUCGUCGUCCGUGGCCAUAAAAGAGAAUCAGUUCCACUGUUUCUGUCACUUCUGAGCGUGAUUUAGCGAAUCUUUAGUGGAACAUGAAAGCACACGUACUGUUUAUAAAAAAAUAACUUCCCGUUUUGCAGUUUGUGUCGUUGUGUUUUUUUCUGAGCAGCCAUCACUGUGCGUUAAACUGUUAUUUAUUGUAGGAGUGUGCUCAUCUCUCUCCGCCUGUUUAACCAGAAAAUCAUCUGAGAGGUGAAAUCUGUUCACUCACCAGCUCUAGACUCUAGAUCGUGGACCUCCCUCUAAUAAACUGUUGUCUCAGCAGACUUUCAUUAUCCACACGGAGCCAGUGGCCUUUAAUAAUUGGUUGGGAAGCACUCACUGUCCACCAGCUUAGCCCACAGCCCUUUUCCACCUCUGUACACAGUGACGGAAAAAAAAAGUAUAAUUUUAAAGCCCCAGAGACUGUGAAAGAAGAGACGGGCCCCUCUGGCAGCUCCGGCUCUGUCAGUCACCGCAUGGGUUCAGCAUGAGGAUGGAGUGGAUGUGUUUUGGCACCAACAUGAACCCAGCGAAGGUCACACAUAGGUUUCAGUCCCCUAAAUGACUCACUGCAGACUCUGGAUUAAAUGUUACAUGCACAUCUGAUCCAGAGAAUGCAACAAAUCAGCAACACGAUAGACCUUCAUCAACAUGAUUGUACAAACUGAUUUAUUCUGUAUAUGAAAGAGUCGUUUUUCAUUCUUACUACUCCACUUAAUACGCAGAUCAUUUCAAGCUGUAGGUUAAGAUAAGGUAGAGCCGCAUGUUAUUCUACUUUUUUUAAAAUAUAUAUAUUUAUAUAUUUCUUUCUUUUUUAUCAGCGUAUCUUAUAAAAGUCUGUUUCUCAUUAGUGUCUGACCCUCCUGGUUCCUACUGAACACAUAAAUAUUUCUCAGCAGCUCCCACAUUUACAGUCAGAACCGGUUCUUUUAAAAGUCCGUCUGUUCCUCACUGAGUUACAUUACACCUGGAGCUCCAUGUUUGAGGCUCUGCUACCGGGGUGGGAACUGAUGUCUACAGUGUAAAUACUGCAUAAAAGUAUAAAAUCUUUUUUUUUAAUUUGCUGCAUCAUAUUUCCAGAUGUAAAUGGACAAACAUCAGAGCAGUGACUGGUCGGAAGCUGAGAAGAGUUCAAUAAAUCGACCGUUUUCCAAAUAAAAAUGAACUUGUAUUUUAUUUUUCUACUGGUAGAGACACCGUCACAUAUUCGGUCUCUGGUCUGCAGAGACGUCUUAUAAUUCCUCAGCUCUCUGGUGUACUUUGCUCAGCUGACGUCCUGUGUUCCUGUGUUUGAGAGCUGAGUGUCCCGCUGAGGUCAGACCUCAGGAAAGGGCAGUUCAUUCCUUCACGGUUCCAGCAACCACCUUAACACCAGAAAACCCCCGAGCAGGCUGCAUUUAACCAGCUCAUUCAGCGGCUUCCUUCCCGUCCCUCGUGUCUCACAUCUACAGCUCCAGUUAAUUUAAAUAUCUCAGUAGGUCUGAACCACGUUUAGUUGAUGAAUAUAAAUGCAGAUGUUUUGGUGAAGACUGUAAUUGAUCUUUGCUUCUGUUGUUGCUGUUUAGUCUUUGCAUUAUUCUAAUUGUGCUGAUUGUGUUAAGGCCUUUCUCUCUCUGUGGUGUUAUCAUGGUGUGUUCUUGUCAGUGAUGUUAUUUUCAAACAACAUUAAAGGGAAUAAAGUUGUGAAAUGUGUCUUUGGAAGUUUA
Messenger RNA from Mugil cephalus (flathead mullet), 7917 nucleotides. RefSeq names its product adhesion G protein-coupled receptor G6 (gene adgrg6). Gene Ontology annotation, biological process: adenylate cyclase-activating G protein-coupled receptor signaling pathway; cell surface receptor signaling pathway; myelination in peripheral nervous system. NCBI's taxonomy places the organism in Eukaryota, Metazoa, Chordata, Actinopteri, Mugiliformes, Mugilidae. Gene Ontology annotation, cellular component: membrane. The transcript has 34 exons. The record is from RefSeq and is a predicted model, not a curated record. Gene Ontology annotation, molecular function: laminin binding; G protein-coupled receptor activity. Bases 313 to 4473 code for a protein of 1386 amino acids.